AUGGAUCCUGAGGGUAUACACGUUCGUGUUGAAGAGAUGGAAGAGACGAAUUUUCCUGGUAGCAUGGUGUGGGUUAGCAAGGAUCCGAAAGAUGCGCUGCGGAUUGUGGGGUUGGAUUGGAGGAUCUUGAAUGGGGGAUUCAAGACUAAGGAGGAGAUCUACAAGUACUUGGCUAGCUCCUGGCUCUUCCACCCAGGUCACUUCGCCGCACGACUGACCGAGGAAAAGUACCACGAUCGCCUCGAAGACCGCGCACCGUACUGGACACACUUCAUCAAAGAAUGGGUUCCGCGGCAUUACCCUGGCUACCGCCACAUCCAGCACAUUACAGACCCAGAAGAGGAUGACAGCAAAGCCAUCGAGCACGUCGAUCAAGACCUCUCAGUAUGGCAAACCCGCACCAGAGCAGCUGUCCGCAACAAAGUCUUCACCAUGUUCCCGCACAUCGCAACCGAAUACUACACCAAGCGCGCCGCAUGGGUCAAAGAGCGCGAAGAGCAGAGAUUGCGCGAGCUUAUCACCCAAGCCAUUCCAACUGGUAAGAAUGGAUGGAGUAGCGAGGUACCCGUUCCAAUCAUCAUCAUCAAGCAUGCACAGCCGCAGACACCCGAUCUCGAACCCACAGCUACAGGCGAGCUAACACCGCCGUUGACACCACCACUCACACCGAGCUUAUCCAUCGACCACUCGCCGACUUCUCCAACCAGCCCAGUCCCAUCUCCCCUCUCCCCAUCUCUAUCAACCACCACCUCCCCAAACCCAGCCCUCCACGUCGACGCCCUCCCUUACACACCACCCCUCCCAUUCUCCGCCUCCCCACCUCCACCCAACAUGUCCGCCACAGCCAAACUGCUCUGUCUCUUCCGCUGGACACUCUUCUGCCCCUCCACCGGCACUCCCUUCCUCGCCACCGUGCCGCGCGACAAGGACUUCACGAUGGCAUGGACAGAUGCGCAGUAUGCUGGUGCAACGGAUGGGGUGCUUGUAAGGUGGGCGGAGGAGGUGUGGUGGAGGGUUUGGGUUAGGCAGUGCGUUGUGAAUUAUAGGGGGAUGUGGAAGAGGAGGUGGGAGAAGAAGGAGAAGGCGGAGAAGGCGGAGAGGAAGGGGGUUGUGGAGGAGAAGGGAGAGGUUGAGGGGAAGGAGAAGGAGAAGGGAGGGGCGAGUGUGGUGGGAGAGAGGGUAGAGAAGGUUAGGGGGAGGUUGGCGAGGUUGAAUGAGGGGUUAGUGGGGUUGGUUUAG
Alternaria hordeiaustralica is the source of this 1239-nucleotide messenger RNA. RefSeq lists its product as uncharacterized. Bases 1 to 1239 code for a protein of 412 amino acids. The record is from RefSeq and is a predicted model, not a curated record. The transcript has 2 exons. Lineage: Eukaryota; Fungi; Ascomycota; Dothideomycetes; Pleosporales; Pleosporaceae.